Benincasa hispida (wax gourd) is the source of this 1495-nucleotide messenger RNA. RefSeq lists its product as uncharacterized. NCBI's taxonomy places the organism in Eukaryota, Viridiplantae, Streptophyta, Magnoliopsida, Cucurbitales, Cucurbitaceae. The record is from RefSeq and is a predicted model, not a curated record.
GUGAAAGGAGGCCUGAAUUCUGAAAUAUCGUAAACGUGCGAACCCCAGCUCUCGUGCGACUCCAUAAGCGCUACUGCUGCAUUAGCAAUAGCGAUAGCUUCAUUAUAGCCUUCUCUAAUGGCGAUAAUUUUUCAUUAGACCACUUUAGAUUUCCGGAGCUCACUCUUCGAUAGAGCCAACUUAUAUGCUACUUUAAUCCAUCUCUUCUCCUUACACUUUUCAACAACGGAGCUUUACCAUGUCUUCGUCGACUCUUAAACCCUUCUUUCCUCCCACUAAAUUGCCUUUACCCUCAUCAUCUUCUUCGUCUUCCUGUACUUUUCCUCCAAUUUCCUUCUCUAGGAAGCUGAGAAAUGGUGUCUCGUUGCGACUCUGUGCUUACGACUCUUCCAAGAGCGGCAAUCCCGAUGCCUCUGGCGAUUCCAAGCCUCCCAACGGUACUUUGCCAAAAACUCGGAGAGACAUUCUGCUGGAAUAUGUUAAAAAUGUCCAGCCAGAAUUCAUGGAAUUGUUUGUUCAGAGGGCACCACAACAGGUCGUUGAAGCAAUGCGCCAAACAGUCACAAAUAUGAUUGGAACUUUACCUCCACAGUUUUUUGCAGUUACUGUCACCACAGUUGCUGAAAAUCUUGCACAGCUCAUGUACAGUGUAAUGAUGACUGGAUAUAUGUUUAAAAAUGCUCAAAAUCGCUUAGAACUGCAGCAAAGUUUAGAGCAGGUUGCUCUUCCAGAACCAAAGGAUGAAAAGGAUGAUUCGAAUUAUGCGGCCGGUACGCAAAAGAAUGUCACGGGUGAAGUUAUCAGGUGGAAUAAUGUAUCUGGUCCCGAGAGAAUUGAUGCUAAAAGGUACAUAGAAUUACUUGAAGCAGAGAUAGAGGAACUGAAUCGUCAAGUAGGUAGAAAAUCUGCAAAUGGGCAAAAUGAACUCUUGGAAUAUCUCAAAACACUUGAACCCCAAAAUUUGAAGGAGUUGACAAGUAGCGCUGGUGAGGAUGCUGUCGUUGCAAUGAAUACAUUCAUAAAGCGCCUAUUAGUGGUUUCAGAUCCAGGUCAAAUGAAGACAAGUGUAACAGAGACAACAGCACCGGAGCUGGCAAAGCUUCUGUAUUGGCUAAUGGUGGUCGGGUACAGCAUUCGCAACAUUGAAGUUCGAUUCGACAUGGAAAGAAUUCUGGGGAGUUCACCGAAGCUUGCAGAAUUACCUCCUGGAGAAAUUGUGUAAGCCAGCAAGCAAGGCCUGAAUUUUGAGUUUUUGAUGGGACUUCAGCUGGAAGCAAUUAUAUAAAUCCAUAGACGACUAAACUAUAUGUUCAUUGUUCGGGAGGAGAACAUCUGCCAUCGCCACCCACUAUUUAACUUUUACGACCGUUUUGUAAACGUAAAAGAAUGAAGUUACUUGGACUUAUAUUGUAAGUUUUGCAAUUUGUAAGAUGCAACAGACCUUAACAAUUUACAAAAUUUUAUUCUCACGUUUUAUUUAUUUAUUUAUUUUUAA